This is a messenger RNA of Melampsora larici-populina 98AG31, 720 nucleotides long. RefSeq lists its product as uncharacterized. The transcript has 9 exons. NCBI's taxonomy places the organism in Eukaryota, Fungi, Basidiomycota, Pucciniomycetes, Pucciniales, Melampsoraceae. Bases 1 to 720 code for a protein of 239 amino acids. The record is from RefSeq and is a predicted model, not a curated record. Gene Ontology annotation, molecular function: peroxidase activity.
AUGGCUAAUCAUGGAUAUAUCCCUCGUAAUGGUAUCACCGAUAUGACUCAGCUGGCGUAUGGCUUGCAAGAAGGACUGGGCCUUGCUCCUGACUUCACUUUAGUCUUGAUUGCCUUUGCGCUCAAAACUUGCGUCGAUCUUACAACUUUGAAAAUGUCAAUAGGAAGAACAGAUUCUAGAACAGAUGGACCACUUAGUGUUCUUCUUGGAACCGCUCCUGGAUUGUUUUCUGCCGAAGCGCAUAAUAAAUAUGAGAUUGAUGGGUCUUUGGGAGGUGAUGAUGCUUAUUUUGCACCUGAUAAAAGGUCUCACUUCAAUGGAACCCGAUGGAACCGAUGGAGACAAAUUGCUGUUGAGAAAUACGAUGGUGUCAUGUCAAUUCCUUGGAAUUCAGAAGUCCGAUCCAUUCAGUACAAAGAAUGCCGAGACAUGAAUCCUGAAUGUCAUUGGGCUGUUGUUGACCAGUUUGCAUUCUAUGCGGCUCAAAAUUUGAUUUCAACCCUUAUACCUUCCUCUGAAGAGAACGGAAAGCCUGGCCCUGCCCUUGUCGAUACUAUUGAUACUUUCUUCGGAUUUCACAAAGACUCCACUGGUCAAUACACUCAUGGAAGUAGUCGUUUUCCUCCAGGAUCUAGUGGAGUUUGGUACCGAAGAACUGUGCCUCACACUUUUCCGGAGUUUGUUGAAGCUGGUAUUGCUAGUCUAGCACCUCGUAAGUAA